UCCUUACUGUAACCAUCCCUCCUUUUCUCCUCGCAGAGACAUCCCGACCCCUCAUCCCAAUUACGCGCCAUUGAUCUUCUGACAAGGGACGCAGGGAUUUGUACUUCACUCUGCUCCGUGCUUGCGCUCGAGCAUGAGCGGUCCAGGCUCGGACCCUGGCCCGCAACACCCAUAUGCCUACUUUGGUCGUCCUCAACAGACUUCCACCGUAUCCGCGUCUACCAGUAGGCAGGGGGGCACAACGGCCAGCAGGAAUGACAGCAGACGACCAGUCGCCUUCUCGAGUGCAUCAUCACCGUCUCUGCCUGCGUCUUUCGGUAGUCCAGAAGGAGCAUUAGGCAACAAAGGUCUCACCACCGUGCCGUUCGGCCUUCCGGCUGCCUCCCUCGCCUCUGAGCAGUACUCGGACCACAGCCAGUCUCGCGGAGCCGGCUGGUCACCUGUCUCACCUUCUUCCUCAGCGGAGAGCAGACCGAGGGGCCACCGCUCUACAUCCCAAGCCUCAUCGAGCAGGCAGCCUGCCCACACAGGCGGCAUCGCAGGCUCGUCGCAUGUCUCUCCGGCGGGCUUCUAUGCAGGACGGACCAGCGCUUCGUCCUCUCGAGACUUCCUGGUCCCCAUUGGCUCGACGGGAGCUCGUCAAAAGCUCAGCAUACUCCGGCCAAAUCAGCGCAGGGUGCAUUCUGUGUCUACUGCCUCCGAUCUCAGCAGCCCACUAGGGAGUACGUCCACAUCUGUCUCUUCGUCACGGACUUCUGUGGCCUCAGGUUACACACCGCCCAGCUCGGCAAGAUCCCAAAGUCUGACGCCUUCUAAUUCCAACGAAGGAAAGAACUCUAUCUCUCAAUAUGCCAACGCUUCCAACACGACUCCUUCGCAGCUUAGUUCAAAUACCCCUCUCCGGCCGCCUAGAUCCAUCAGUCGCAAUAGCUCGUACUCCUCGCCCAUGUCUCCAUCAGCAUCCCUUGCCCGCAGAGACGCGGAUGGUACCAGCAGCGUCUCUCUGCCUGGUGCAAUGCCCGCGAUGCAGCCGCAUUCUCAGACUUCGCCUAUGCACAGCCGUGCUAGUGCGGCGAACAUCGGUUCAUAUGCAUCACCACAAUCACACCAUUAUCAGCAGGAGCACGCCAAUGCUCCCCACGCAAGCCCCUCACAGCCUCGAGUAUAUGCGGAGGCUACUAAUCCACAGCCUUCCAGCCAAAGAUACGCACAUAACAGCGCGCCCUCGGAUGUGGUUGUCAAUACCGGUACCGUCAGUCAUACUUCGACGAUCGACAGCUUGGCACACCAGAGGACAUCCUCAAACGCCAGCGGAAGAUCCUCCGAUCAAGCCUCGCUUUCCUCGAGCGCAUCUGUGAAGAGAGAUAAGAGUGCUGGUCUCAGAGAUCGUCUGGGUAAGAUGUUGUCGCCUCUUGGUGUCAACACUGGGAAAGCAGGCUCGCCGGGCACACCAAAAGGACUUGGGCCCGGAGAAGGAGGUAGCCAGCCGGGAUCUCCUCUCAGCCCUACUCCGCGACAGAUCAACGAGAGAUCCAAGACCGAAGCCAGCAUCACGUCUCCUGGUCAGCGGGAUGAUGUGGUUGUAGAUCGGGCCGAUCAACGUAUUGGCAAUGCUGGUGUCACUCAAGGGCCCACAACGAUCGUCUCGUCGACCAUGUCGUCUGGUACGGUGCCGAAAGCCCUAGGACUCGAGUCAACUGGUAGCAACGAUAGCAGCGAGCAGCAAAGUAGCAAGCCGGCUAGCUGCGAACCUCCGUAUAUGUCGUCGCCCUCUCGUAGUGGUAGCUCCACGGAUGCUGUUGUAUCCACAUCAGUGACAGGCGGCUCCACAUCGGACGAUCCACCUGAGCUCAAGUUGCAGCUUGGAGACAUGACAGAUUUGCAGUCAAUGAUACCCCAGUAUCUCAGCUUCGACGUGAGCGCUGAGUCUGAUGCGCAUACUAGUGGCGCUCGACCUGCCCCCGCACUUUCAGGAAAUCACAUAUUGCGGGUAGCCGACACGGCACACGAUAAGUCGCUGCCCCCCACUCCCGGGUCUCGAUCACCAAUGACGACUCAUCCUGCAGCAACCCCAGUGUCGCAAUCAGGCUCACGAUAUCCCGCAGAAGACCUUCGGUCAGCUGACGAAGCGAGCCGGACUGCACUCACUGAUGCUCGAAACCAUCGUUCGUCGGACACACCUCGAGCCAGUGACCAAGGCCAGACGUCCGGUCCUUCUGCUCCUCAUGUUCUGCCAAGAAAGUCGUCAUCCGCCAGCCGCGACGUCUUCGAUGACAAUGGCGAGCUUCGCACAACUCUUUUCGACUCUGGUAUCCCGUCUCCUCCGGCCACGAUCAGUGGACAGCCUCCAAGGCCCUUGCCGUCUUCGGCGCUGCCGCGCUCACUCGCAACACCCCAAGGUGUAGAGUCUGCUGGGGCUCUCGAUCAGGCAACAGCAAGUAUGUCGAGUCAUUCUCGUCCGAUUGCCAACACUUCUGGAAGCGCUUACAUUCCCAGCGAGUUACCGCGAGAUGGCAGGGGACAAAAUGCUGCAGGACAGAUCGCAUUCACCGGCGAGGCGCCCAAAACCUCUUCGCAUCGAGACUCUGCAGAUGCUGUCGAGCGUCGCACUUAUGUCCCUGCUAGCGCUCUCAAGACCACGCGCAAGGGAGCUACCGUCGGCGGGGUCGCAGUGACAAACGCACGGAGCUCUCAAAGAAGCAGUGACCCUGGAGACGUGCCCAGAGACUGGAGCACAGUUGCAUCCCCCACAGAGACAGGAAGUGCCAUGAAUCUCUCAACGGCAACCCCCGUCGGCCCGUUCUCAAUCGCUCUACCGGUGCGGCAGGAAUCGUUGAGGAACAAUCGCCACGAAAUGGAGCAGAAUGGAGCCGACGCUGUAGAGAAGGGGACCAUGCUGCCAGCAAGCGCAUGGACAGAGGUCGAGACUGCCUUGAUCCAAUUUCGUAGCCCGUCCGAUGGCUCACUUGACAAAGGCGCUCUCAUCCGUAACGUCCUACUGCCUUUCCUUGCUCUCGAAGCAGAGACUCCGAAUAUGGCUGUCGCUGAAGGCCCCUACCGCUCGCCCAAAGCCAGACGUGCCCUGUUCUUCGACUGGAUAGCCAACUUGCUUUUGGAACUGCAGCAUGUACAGACCUCUGCAGACCGAGGAGCUAUCUUGGAGAGCGUCGCUUGUAUCAUCGAGUGUCGGAACCUCUCCAUUCAUGCCCUUGCAGCUGAUAUAGUGGACGAGGGCAGAUUCAACGGUACUUUUGGUCACAUUCUCCUCUACGCUAUUGGCGAGCUGAACAAGAAGGGAGUGUAUCAGAACACGCUCAUCUUCUCGGGUCGACUGCUUGCAGUCGCCUUCUUCCGGGUCAGAGGUGUGGCAGGCAAGCUUCUGCGAGCGCUACCCAUCAACCGAUUUGCUUUGGAGAGAGUAGCUGGUGAAGCUGGGUGGGAGAAGGUAGUGCCCAAGAGGUUCGAGGAGUACCGCCAAUUGUACCCCGAAUCUCUGAGAGAGUACUGCUUCUUGGAUCCCAGGACGUACCUGAAGGUCCUAGAGACACAGUCCAACAACUCGCGCGCAGAAGAUUCAGACGAAGAGCGUUUUCUGAUCCGACAGGCUGGAGUCGAGGUGGAAAUGACAGGCAAUUGGCUCCGAAGAUGGCAGUCAGAUGAUUCAGAGCUGUUCUUCAGCUUCUGUCGCAGUUUUCAUCGUCAAAUGGCGAGUCUGUUCGCCUCGAGCAAACGGCUGCGGAGGGUCGGCAAGCUUUUUUUUGGUGCGCCAGGAUAUGCGCACUUGGCCACUUGCAUUCACCUCAAGUGUCUGUCCCUGGUGAAUCGAGACAUCCUCUCAGUGACUACGCUCUCAUCGCAAAAGAACUUCAAUCCUGGGGAGACGGCCAAUGUCCUCUCGGGCAGUACUGCCGGAAAGCCUCGUCACCUCGAAGCUGCCAAUCGAAGAUGCACAGCCAUCAUUGUGGAUAUUGUGCGGGCUCCUUCUCGCAACAAUGACGUCUUCCUCCCAAUGCUCGAUGUGCACAUCAAAUGUCUCGUCAAGCGAACGUCUUUAUACGACGUGCAAGGCGUCUUCUGUCUGCUGGAUUGGCUCGAUGGCGUCCUGAAUCAUAUGGAGGGCGCUGAGCUGCCAGUGGAGGGAAACAUCGACAUCGAUUUUAUCAUUACCACUCUCUCCCUCUUGCUACAAAAUGCAGACCAUGCUCUCGCGCUCAUGCGGACGAUCGCCUUCUCCUACUCGAACUUUGCGCUGCUCAUCAGCACAGCGGAGCAUCGUCGGCGCUUCUGUCAAGAGAUUCUCCUAGAUCGCAAAGUCUUCCACAAGCUCUUCCUCUCCUGGUCCUUCACCAUCCGAGCCUACUUUCUGCACCUGCUAGUAUUCAGGCUGGCCAGAAUCAGUGACUUCGAAGUGCCACUCGGCGAUCCCAAGGGUAAGAUCGCAGUCGAGGUGGCAGUCACCUUCAAUCAGAGGCUAGACGAGAUCAGGAAGAGACACAAUGAGCUCUUGCCGGACUCUAGUGAGGGACUCACCAGCGAUGAAGAGGAAGAGGAGGUCGAUGACGACAGAAAAGAUGGUGAUACGUCAUCGACGUAUAGUCGUCUCAGUCGUCGCCCCGCUUCCUUUGUCAGUACGAUUCGGAAGACGCCGUCAGUCCACCAGGUUGAAUCUCCGGCCAAUGGCAUGACAAAGGCGGAGCGGGUCCUCGGCAUAGGCCUUCCAGACAACGUCCUUGCAGGGGGCAAAAGCCCCAACGGCGGAAAGUCCAAGUCAAGGGCCGCGCAGUGGUUCAGAUCCCUCAGCAAAGGAAGCAAAGGUCACAGUUCUGAUAGUAAAGGAGGCAUUGGUGGCUCUUCCCCUUUCGCAGGUGUGGACAAUCCUACCAUCUCGAACCAACCUCGCCUAAAGCCUGACGCUUUUUCGCACCUCGAUCUCGAUGAUGAUGACGACGACGAUGACGACGAUGACGACGAGGGAGGCUACAAUGAUGACUCAAGCAAUUUUGACGAUGAUGCCAAUGGUGUCAUCCGCAGGGCGCCGCUCGGGUCGCGAGGUGCGCAGAGCGAGUACGAGUUCGACUUCGCUUCGCCAAGAGCAGCGGCAACGGCUGCAGCCAUGGCAGAGAGCAAGAGCAGUACGAGCGGCCGUCGCGCUUCGGUGGAUGGAGUUACAGUGUCCUCGCCUGCCACGGGGGCCAGUGCAGCAGAAGCUGCUAUGCUGGGCUCGGACCAGAGCGGAAGCGACACGAUCUUCGAUCUGCAAAAUCCCACGCUGCAAAAUCCACCCCAGGCUGCAGUGGAUGCUGCCAACGCCCACAGCAGCAGCGCUGGCAAUGGCGUCACGCCCACUCGGCGGCAGACCUCGUCCAAUCGCAUGUCGCGCUCCUUUUCGCGUCGCACCUCCAUUCUCCCUGGUCCCGCCUGCGACCUAAUGGAGAGUGCCGACGGUACGCUGCACGACCCAGACGAUUCGACAGGCUCCGACGACUUCGCCACUGCUUCGUCCUCUGUGCCACAACAGUACCUCCUGCAGCAGCAGCAAAAGGCGAAGGAGGAUACGGCAUAUGCGGAGAGACUGCACGUCUAUGCUACCCAGGGGCUGAGAGAAUGGGAGGCGGUCCUCGCUGAGCACGACGAGUUCUUUGCUUCCAUUGCGGACCAGAAUAAGCUUGCGGCAGUGCCGCGCUUGCCCGUACAGUGGCCGGCUAUGUGGAGCGAUUAACCACGAGCCAAUGCCGCCGAACCUCGAUGGCGCAAUGCUUCUCCUCUUUAGAUAUUCUCAUUCCCCCCGAUGGGCCGGCUCGUCGACAUCCUUUCCACCUCGAAAGCACAAAAGCACUCAUCAAGCAUAUGACUUUGCACCUCUAAUCACCCACUCUGCCCCUUUCUCGCAUCCUAAUUUCUCCUUUCUCCUCCUC
This is a messenger RNA of Microstroma glucosiphilum, 5915 nucleotides long. RefSeq lists its product as hypothetical. The record is from RefSeq and is a predicted model, not a curated record. Bases 134 to 5719 code for a protein of 1861 amino acids. Lineage: Eukaryota; Fungi; Basidiomycota; Exobasidiomycetes; Microstromatales; Microstromataceae. The transcript has a single exon.